Molecule: messenger RNA, 2834 nt
Organism: Tachysurus vachellii
Lineage: Eukaryota; Metazoa; Chordata; Actinopteri; Siluriformes; Bagridae
Gene: pkdcca
Product: protein kinase domain containing, cytoplasmic a
Exons: 7
Coding region: 406-1941 (511 amino acids)
Biological process (GO): protein phosphorylation
Molecular function (GO): non-membrane spanning protein tyrosine kinase activity; ATP binding
Source: RefSeq, a predicted model, not a curated record
ACUACAGAAUUCAGCGCGAGCCGGAGUCAGCUGUCAGUCACGCUGACGUCAUGUGUGUUUGAGUCGCAGCUCGGCGCGCAGGCUUGUUGUAGCGGGACGGACGCAGGAGGCGAGACCCCCGAUGCCGAGGGGUCUCGAGCGCACGCCGACGAGCCAAGUGUCACUCCGAUCAGUCCUAAAAUGGGGUGGAUCUUAAAUCAUAACUGCGCGAUGGAGACGUGAGAGCUCAUAUAGCCUGCUUACUGUAUCAUCCGCGAACCCAGAGAGUCGCGUCUUAGUGUUAAUUUCUUCCUCUUUCACAUCUACACCAUUGAGCACCGAGCGGUGAGACUGCCUCGAGCUGCGAGGCUGCUUGGCGGAGGCAAACCGAGCUAUUUGUUGCUCGUCAUAAUAAUCACCAACAAGAUGAAACGGCGGAAAACGAUGUUGGCGGCAGCGUUUUGCUUCUCCUUUUGUUUCGGUACACUCAUGAACGUGCUCUUCGUGCCCGGGUUCGAGCCGCACCAGAGCCACGACGCGGCACGACAGCGCUCUUUCAUAGCAACUCAGUCGUCUCGCCUUCACAUCAGCGACGACUUUGCGCCUGGAACCGCCUCGGUUCCGGAGUCCAUUACCACUGCGGCGCUCAGCGAGCUUCGCUUACAGAUACGAGGGAGACUCGGAGAGGUGCUUCGGUACCAAAGUGUGGUCGAAGACGCCGCCGCACGACCUCUUGAACGCAGACGGCUGAUGGAUCUCGAGCGGGCGAACAGCUGGAAUCGGUACAGAGCAGCGGAGGACCAUCACGCACGCGGUACCAGAGCCACGCGACGGGCUGCUGCAGGCGGGUCAGGCGGAGCGCUCGGGUGCGGGGACCUGGAGAGAGCCAACAGUGUGCAGUUUGUAGGCUCGGGCUACACCAAAGCAGUGUAUCGAGCAGAGCUGAACUCCAGCUUCUCUGUGGCUCUCAAAUCCGUGGACCUCAGCGGUCACGACAUGGAAAGCUGCGUGAAAAGAUACAGUUCAACUGAGGACUGUUACCGACUCGCUUCAUUCAAGAUCAUCAAAGAGAUGACACUGAUGGAGAGACUGCAACAUCCCAACAUCCUGAAGCUGUAUGGCUACUGCUACCAGGACAGCAAUGAUAUCAAGGACACGGUGACAGCUAUCACGGAGCUUGGCAGCCCUCUAGAGAUGAUCCAGUUGCUGCAGACACCCUGGGAAGAGCGGUUUAGAAUCUGCCUGAGUCUGGCACGUCUACUCCACUACCUGGCUCACUCGCCGCUUGGCUCUCUCACCCUGCUGGACUUCAGACCCAGGCAGUUUGUCUUGGUGGAUGGAGAGCUAAAGGUGACGGACCUGGACGACGCCAGUGUGGAGGACAUGCCAUGCUCAGCCUCUUCACCUACUGACUGCAGCCUAGAGUUCCCUGCUCGCAACUUUACUCUCUCAUGCAGCAGCGGCUACUGCCAGGGUAUAAACGAGAAAAGGAAUCUAUACAAUGCUUACAGGUUCUUUUUCACCUACCUGCUUCCUCACAGCGCUCCCUCGGCCCUGAGGCCUUUCCUCGCUACUAUCGUCAACUCCACAGGGGAACUUCUCUGGGACACAGAUGAGACUCUAGCUCACCUAGAGAAGGUGUUGGAUAUGUAUAGGAAUGGACAUUACCUUCUAAAUGUCACACAGAGACACAAAACAACAGAAUAUAAACAGAUGGAAGAUAUGACCAUACCAGGAGAGAACUACCGCUGCUGGCCGUCCUAUCAGCACGACAGAUGCAUGCUGUCUGUCUACAGCGUCGACGAGGCCAUCGGUGUAUGUGAGAGCCAUGCCCAGUGCAGAGCCUUCAUCAUGACCAAUCAGAGCACUUGGACCGGCCACCAGCUUGUGCUCUUCAAGACGGGUUUUUCCACCAUGGCUAGAGAUAAAGGAAAGCUGAUGUAUAUCAGGCUGGACAGCUGAGAGAGAGAGAGAGGAUGAGGAUGAGGAUGAACUGUGGUCUCAUUGUGCUCUCACAUGGCAAAUGUUAAAAGGAAGGUUGAGACGAGUCUCUCAAUCCAUCCAUUUAUUUUUAAAAAUUAUUUAUGUGAAAUUCACAAAAAAACUGAGCACACUGAGACAUAAUGAAGUGCAAUGGAGUACAUGGUUAUUAAUUUCUGAGAUGGCAAAACCUCUACCUGGUUAAAUCCUUCAUCUUCACAAGUCAUCCUCAGUCACAGAUACACUACCAUCAGGGAGAUAUUCUUCCUCGUUUUCACUUCCUCAAACCACCUUUUCUUCUUCCUGUGUCACUUUCUGUAUUAUGUCACGGCAGGUCACAUCUUCAGGACUCAGGUAUUUAUUUUUUCUUUUCCUAAGAGCUUUAAAGAGCUUCUCUUUCAUUCCAAAUCUUACUAGUUUGUUCAUAUGAUGUGAAGGGAUGGUAAAACAUACAGCCAUAUUUUCAAAUAAAUAUUCUGGCAGCGCAAGAACAUUGAAUAUGAUUAUAAAAGUCCAGUUUACUGUAAAAUGAAGAAACCGUUUUAAUGUAUUCUUCUGAGUAUGACAUUUUUGUUGUGUGCGUGCAUCAGUGAUCAUGAAGUAGCAUGAUCAGUUUUAAAGUGAACUGUAGCUGUUUUAUGUCUUACGUGGAGACGAUCCAACUCCGCACCUACAGUCUGUGUGACUCCUUGUUCAAUACAAGGUGAUUUUUCUUAACCUAGAAAUUUCCAAAGGAAAUGUGAAUUUUUACUUGUCAUGUGAAGGAUGAAACGAGUCUUUGCUUUCAGGGAAAGCAAUUAAAUGAAGCUGAAGUAGAGCAUGUACAUUGGUUUUGGUUUUCUUAACUAUGUAGUGUACAUAAUGACACUUGUGAU